Aedes albopictus (Asian tiger mosquito) is the source of this 2368-nucleotide messenger RNA. RefSeq lists its product as uncharacterized. The record is from RefSeq and is a predicted model, not a curated record. NCBI's taxonomy places the organism in Eukaryota, Metazoa, Arthropoda, Insecta, Diptera, Culicidae. The transcript has 3 exons. Bases 956 to 2095 code for a protein of 379 amino acids.
AUGCGGCAGGAAAAAAUGCGAAAGUGUUUUUCAACUUCAAACCUCAUUUUCGUCCAUUUGACAUUAACCAAUGUAUGUUUCAUCGUUCCAUGAUCUAUAAUAGGCUAGUUUUCUGAAAAGUUAAUUUAAAAAAAUCACAUUUUGGUCACUAACCUUUACAGGGCGGCGCCUGAAGAUGAAGACAACCAGAAUUUUCAAACCGCAGAAAAUCACACAGGUCGCUAAAUUUCGCAUCUGAUAAAACCAAUUUUUUGAUUUUCUCUACAAUAUCAUCAAAUAUAUGUACUUAUUUCAUCUGCUAUGUGAAACUACAUGGCUCUGGAUCAGUGUGGUCUGGUUGUUCAUCGAAUUUGAGCUAAUUUUGUUACUGUUAUAGUCAUUUUGUUUAAUGACCAUUGGGCGCGCAGUUUAUUGAUAUCCGCUUAUUAGGCCUGCAUUAUCACAUGUUAAACAUCAAAUAUGUUCAUUUUUAUUUUUCAGUGCUAGAAUAUAGACAUUGACUGAUACACUGUCAUGAAAAAAUAGUCAUAUAUAUCCCAUAUUUAGCGUGUAAUAGUGCCUUGAACUUUUCGCAUUUUUUCCUGCCGCACCCUGUAGAAUGCUUGGCGAAAUUUUACUAGAAAACAAUCUCAUUGAAACAUGUGAUUUAAAAACUUCCAUUUGAAUGUAUAUACAACAUCGUAUGAAAAAGUGCCUAAGUAUGAAUGACAACAACGUGGUUUUAUCAUACAAAGAGUUUAACCGUUAGAACAGACCUAUAUGUACAGUUUCGGAACUAAACUAUCGGCAUAGAAUGCUCCAGGCGAUGAGUCAGUUCUAUGUAUGCACCUAAAGCUACGUGACAUUGAGUCAAUCAAGUGCUACAACUGAACCCUUUCGGGCACUUAGCUCAUGAUAACUGACCCAGAUAAUGGCACGCCAAAACCCAUCAAAACUAACAUUCUGAGUUGAAGACAUGUCCAGUGUGCAAUUUUCCACAAUGAAGAGGUCGAUUUUCUUAGUGCUGUGUUGUGUGGCGGUAUUCUUCUGUGGAGCUUUGAAAGCCAAGCCUCAAGGUCAGACCCACGAGGCAGUGGCGGAUAAAUGCUGCAAUAAUUGUGUGCCCUGUCGGGCGAGUUUCGACGUUGAGAAACCUGUCGAUCCAGAUUGUCCCCGUCCGAAAAAGUAUUCAUACCACGUGCAGGCAAUCGAUCCACACUGUCCCCACCAGAAGUUGGAAAUUUUGGACGCCGACGUGGAAAAACCUGUGGACCCUCCUUGCCCGAAGAAGCUGAAGUUGUCCGCUAGGGUCGAACACAAUCCAAAAGAUUGCGACUGCCCACUUUGUCGGUAUGAAAACCUUUUCAAUAUAACUCUUAGCAACGCCACAGAUUCAGAACAUUACUGUACCAAUAAGAGCUAUCAUGGAGUGCUUAAGCAACAAAAGUUGUAUGAAUUCCGAUCGAGUGGAAACUUGGUUCAUGAAGAAUUGGAGUUCGAUUAUAGUUUCCCCAGAAAACGAUACAAAAGAACUACUUUAGAUAAGAUCGAUUGCGCCGAGUUGAUUAAACAAGGAUACAUCUGUCGAUGUGUUCCCGACGAUGGAACUAGUUGUUUCCCUAGUAGUCAUGACGGUGACCCGAUAGUGGGAUCACCAUUUCGAGAAGAUUUUGACGAAAAUGAGGUUUAUGUUGGUGGAGGUAAGCCACCCUCGUAUGAUGUAAUACGGAAGCAUAUAACUCCCAUUUUGGUAGCAAACGAUGGAAAAAAUACCAUACAGGAAGUUAAAGGACUUGCAGAGAUAUACUAUGAAAUUUAUAAACGACAUAAUGAAAAGAAUCUUACGAUUCCAAUCAAGUAUGGUACCAAAACGGUCGAGAAAGAUUCGGAAGGUCUCCGCACGUACGACAUCGAACCAGUUGAAGGCCAGUACACGCCGUCUGCCAUAGAUAAAUUUGCCCAUUUCAGUAACCACAUGUUCGGGGAGUUUGUUGACCGUGUUAAGCAACUGCAACAGUUGCCGCGACUUGGUCUGUUACCCUUUCGUCAAAACAGACAAUCGAGGCGAGGAAUACAGAGGAAUUCAAAACGGAAAGAAUCUCAAAAAGUUACAUAAAAUUUGAUGUUGAUUAGUUUGUAGUAAUAAUUACUUAACCUCGAAUGAGCACAAUGAUAAGCCUAUUGGUUUAGUUUCGUUCCAUCUGCCGAGAGAGUGUAUCACUUUCGUUUAUAUAUUUUACUCAUUCUUGUUCUAGAUAACGGACAACACAUGUUUUCAAGGCGUGUGGACGAGCCACUGACGAGCAACAGACGUUUUGAUUUUCUCUGCGUAUGCUAUCUUAUUUUAAAAUAUUUGAAGCUUUGGAAGACUGAUUGUUGUUAAAAAAAA